GGAGACACUUGCUGUGACCGACAGCAUCCAGCACUGGUGCGGAUGAGAGGGACAGAGGCUGCUCUGCCUUUUCAUACAAAGCAGCGGCGCAGUUACUAAUAAUUAACAACCAACGACAGUCGCUUCGAGGACAAGAAACAACUUUUAGAUCAGUUAGGACACUUCGGGGUUUUUUUUACGUGCGCGCGCGUGACUGAAGGGACGCGCGAGCAGCUACCUGACCACUACAAUUUGAGAUUUGGACGGUUGUAACAGUAGUAACGUUACCCCUGCAGCAGCCAAGUUGCAGGCACAAUAACGUUCAUUCAGCCGAGGCUCGGACUACAGCACAUCACACGGGGGAGUCUCUUCUCUUCGGGAACGAGGAUGAACAACAGAAACUGAGGUGCAGCAGCUCAAGUGUCGUGGCUCCGGUGUGAUAAAUGUCAACCUGUCCUGAUAUUUGUAUGGGUCUUUCUCCUCAACCAAAGAUCUCCCCAGGCGGACUGAAUAAACGAGUUGAUUCUAACAGAGCUACGCUUGUCCUCAGUCUACUUGUGGUCUGACGGCACUCACCGACAUCAAAGCUCUCUGUUCUUCUUGCUGUCUCAUCCUUCUGCUUCUGUUAGAGUGGGGGAUGUCUGUUUUCUAACACCUCUCAGCCUGCUUAUCUACUAGAUCUGUACAACUGCAACCAACACUGGACAUGGAGGACUAUGAUGUUCGCUCGGCUGCCAGCAUCCUGGCUUCGGUGAAAGAGCAGGAGGCACGUUUUGAGCAGCUGACCCGAGCCCUUGAGGAGGAGCGUCGCAACGUCACUCUGCAGUUAGAGCGCGCAAACCUGCCUCCAAACCCCCCUACCAGCCAACCGCUAGCAUGGCAGCAGGUGGUGAUGCAGGAGCAGAGCCCCAGUAACGCCACAUCCCUGGCUAUGAUGCAGGAGCCGCAGGAGGUGGUGGAAGAGACGGUCACCAUAGAGGAGGACCCCGGCACCCCCACCUCCCACGUCUCGGUGGUCACCUCUGAUGAUGGCACCACACGGCGCACAGAAACCAAGGACUUGUCAACUAACGUGAAGGUGACUAAGAUGGUGAAGACGGUGACCACACGGACGGUACGUCAGGUGCCCCUGGGCCCAGAUGGCUUGCCCCUGCCUGAGGGCUCGUCCCCACUAGGCAGCUACACCGACUCCAUCGACCGGCGCUACAUGAAAAACGGAGGUGACCGCUUCAUCACACCUCAAGCAACCUCCACUCUGACGCGGUCCUACAACAACUCCUACAACGAUUCAUAUGGCGAGACGCCUGAGAGCCAGUACGUUCGCCACUACGGCCUGCACGAUGGCUACGCCGAUUUGACAGACAACUACGGCAGCCUGUCGCGCGGCGUCAACUUCCGGCCACCGCGCUACCCCUUCCUGCCCAACAGCUACCGACCAGAGAACAGCUACACGUUGCCUAUUCGUAAGGAUGACUAUGGCCACGUGGCCCAGCCCCAGGUGCCUAUGGGUAGUAGCACUGUGGAUCUGAACCGCUCACAGCCAGAGCGCUUCCAGCCCGAGCCAUAUGGCCUGGAGGAUGAUCGCCGCAGCUUGGGCCCUGAAGAGGAGGAGCCAUAUGAGCUGGAGCCCGACUACUCCACUGCCAACCGACGCACCCUGCAGGGGGCCAAUCGGGGUCGCACCCACCGGGAACCCCUUCGUGACGGGCCUCGAGUCAGAGGGUACCCAGACGACCCCAUUGAGGCAGAGCUGAUCGAUGAGCGCCACCCUUACAUCCACGGCAUGUAUUCAGCACCACUGGCCCAGCCGGAGAGGGGGAGCAUGGCCAGUCUGGACCGCAUGGGCGGCCGGCGCUCUCCAUCCAUUGACAGCAUCCGCAAGGACCCGCGCUGGCGUGACCCAGAUCUCCCCGAGGUCAUCGCCAUGCUGGGCCACCCCAUUGACCCGGUCAAGUCCAACGCUGCUGCCUACCUGCAGCACCUGUGCUAUGAAAAUGACAAGAUUAAGAAGGAUGUGCGUCAGCUGAAGGGGAUUCCUGUUCUGGUGGGCCUUCUGGACCAUCCCAAAUCUGAAGUCCACCGCAAGGCUUGUGGUGCCCUGCGCAACAUCUCUUACGGCAAGGACAAUGACAACAAGGUGGCCAUCAAGAACUGUGACGGCAUCCCGGCCCUCGUCCGCCUGCUGAGGAAGACCAAUGACAUGGAGGUUCGAGAGCUCAUCACUGGAACCCUGUGGAAUCUGUCGUCCUAUGAACCCCUGAAGAUGGUGAUCAUUAACCACGGCCUGCAGACCCUGACCAACGAGGUCAUCAUCCCUCACUCGGGGUGGGAGCACGAGCCGAACGAGGACUCGAAGCCCCGCGACGCUGAGUGGACCACCGUCUUCAAGAACACCUCCGGCUGCCUCAGAAAUGUGAGCUCAGACGGUGCAGAGGCUCGGCGCAGACUGAGGGAAUGCGAGGGAUUGGUGGACGCCUUGCUGCACGCUCUCCAAUCAGCUGUAGGGAAGAAAGACAUGGACAACAAGUCUGUGGAGAACUGUGUUUGUAUUAUGAGGAACCUGUCCUACCACGUCCACAAAGAGGUGCCGGGGGCCGAAAAGUUCCAGGACCCAUCAGUGCUACAGGCCCCUGGCUCAGCAGGACCACAGAGGAAGAAGAAGGAUGAUGCUGGCUGCUUUGGAGGCAAGAAGGCCAAAGAGGAAUGGUUUAAUCAAGGCAGAAAAAACGGUGAGAACGACAAAAACUACGACACAUUGGAUCUGCCCAAGCGCGCAGAGCCGUCAAAAGGCUUUGAGCUGCUGUAUCAGCCGGAAGUAGUGAGGCUCUACCUGUCUCUGCUGACGGAGAGCCAGAACUACAACACCCUGGAGGCCGCUGCUGGAGCCCUGCAAAACCUCAGCGCUGGACAAUGGACCUGGUCCAACUACAUCCGAGCCACCGUGCGCAAGGAGAAAGGUCUUCCCAUCCUGGUGGAGCUGCUGCGCUCCGACUCUGACAAGGUGGUCCGAGCCGUGGCCAUCGCCCUGCGCAACCUGUCCAUCGACCGCCGCAACAAGGACCUUAUUGGAAGCUAUGCCAUGCGGGACUUGGUGAGCAACCUGCCAAGCGGCCAGCAGCGGCCAGCCAAAAACCUGGAGGAGGACACUGUGGUCGCCAUCCUCAACACCAUCCACGAGAUUGUCACUGACAGCUCUGAAAACGCUCGCUCCCUCAUCCAGGCCCAGGCUAUUGAGAAACUGGUUGCCAUCAACAGGACCAGCCAAUCAGCUCGCGAAACGAAGGCGGCGUCCCACGUGCUGCAGACUGUCUGGAGUUAUAAGGAGCUGAGAAACGCUUUGACCAAGGACGGCUGGAACAAGAGCCAUUUCCAGCCCACGGUGACAGCCACCCCUAAAGCAACCAAGAAUGGCAAGCCAGGCUACGACGACACCACCCUACCCCUGAUGGAGAAGAACCAAGGCACCAGGAAAUGUGGCAGUGGUGAUAUGAUACCUAUGGAUGAGCUGGGUCCAGAUGGUUACUCCACCAUUGACCAGAGGGACAAGGACUGCAAAUACAAGCCAACAGGCGACGGCUCAGUGGACCUGACAGAACGAGAGCCAUUAAAGAAUGACACAAAUAGGAAACACUAUAUCAGGAGUAACAGGCCUGCGGUCAGUCUGGUGGACGCUUGUGAUGUUAAACCCCAGCCUGUUGACUCCUGGGUCUAAAUGCAUGCAUGGCUUAAAAUAACAACAGCGUGACACCCCAGCUAGAAGAGGAUCUCUCAUAUCACCACUGCCAUUUCACAUGGAGCUCAUCUUUGGAGUUGGACUUUGUACAGAAAAGAGGAUUUUAAAAAAAUAAUGAUCACAACAGCAACUACCCAGAAGCAGCCAGCAUUCUCAUGCUUUUCAGAAAAAAUUUCAAAAAAAAAGAAUAAAAAGUGACUAUUCCUACUACUUUCACAUAUCCACAUUCCCACUGGACAUCAUGUGAAUUUUACAGUGUUGACUCUUGUUGAGCUCUACCAGUGACAAGAAACUAAAAGAGGCCGGUGCUGGUGAAGGAAUGGACGUAUGAAGGGCAGACAAAGCGAAGUAAGGGAAGUGAAUGGGAAAGGAACGUGUGUUGGAAGGAAACCUGUAGAAGAAACGGGAAAUGGAUGUUUUUUCAUUUCAGUGUUCACAUCUGGAAGAAUUUCAUGGCUCAAUUUUGUGGGUUUUGGAGAAUUUUACUUUCAGUUUGUUGUCAAGCUUUGGUAUAUUGAUGUGAACAGGAAUGGACUGGCGUGUUUGAAGGUCACUGAAUGUUUACAGAUUGGUGGCGUGGACAUGAGGAAGGAAAAAGAGAGAAACCGAGCCUGAGAAGAGCUGUAGCAUAGUGGACAAACAUGUACUCCCAGCAGCCUGCUCUCAUACACUUACAAUCCAUUUGGUUCACUGUGUUUUUUCAAAAAAAGAAAAGUGCACUGAGAUGCUUUGAAAUCAAAAGUGGUUAACAGGUGAUUGAUGUCCAUUUUAUAAAGUGAGGAGUGUGCAAGUUGUGGUCUGGAGAAAGGAAAGUGACAGAGUGUGUACAUCAGAUGGAGCAACAGUUUCUGUUCACACUGCAUCGCAAAAGUAAUCUAAAAUGGAAACAAAACUUUCUGUUUCAUCGUGGUCAGCAUGUGUGAGCCGAGUGGUAUGUUGACCCUCAGUCACAGAGCUGUGGUUACUUGUGUGACCACUCAGGUUGUGUGGCGACGCAGUUUCACAAGUUCCCUGGCUGGUUGCUCUUUGUCAGUGAUGUGUAUUAAAGAGGAUAUAAGGCAUUCUGUUUAUAAAUGAUUUGUGUUUUUGGAAAGAGAGACAGAAGUUUGUUCUCUUGUUGAAAGGAUAGAUCUAAAAGCAUUUUUUUUUAUUUUUGUUGGGUUUUAUAUAAAUGUAUAUUAGGGUCAAAAGAAAAAAAAAGAAAAAUGAAGGAAAAAAACAACAAAAAUUACCGACUUCUUAGUUGUAUAUUAAUAUCACAUUGUUUGGAAAGCACAUCUCAUUUGAUAAAGGCUCACCAUGUUUGUAAACAAGAAAUAACCACGUAACUUAAAUGUGUGUCAAAUAUUGUCGAGUUACGCCGACGAUCACCUAUUUAUAUUUUGUAUUUGUCAAAAAAAAGUUACAGAAAAAAGUUUAUCUGCAGUGUUCUUUCUAAAGGCGAUGAAUUACGUGUUGUCUGACAGCACCUGCAUCAUCGAAAUAGACACUCUGGAGGGGGCCAAGAGGUCAGACAAAGGAUAGACAAGAGAUGGCAGUGUCAAUAAAAGUCCCUUCAUUUUUCUUCCCGAUGCAUUCAGACCAAGUUACCGCCAACCCUGAACCCUCCUUCACCGGCGCAUCUUAAAGAGAAACAUUCAGUUGUGAGCAUGAAGAAAAAGUGUACAGAUGUUUAUAUUCUAUUCUUUCCAAGUGCCAGUUUUUUGUGGUGUCAUUUGGAUAUUAACUAAUUCAUUCAUGUGCAGGAUGAGAAUACAAAUGGACGAGGUUCUGGAUGUUCAAGACAAAAUAAAAGAGUUGCAUCACACUGUACAAAACAAAACAUCAAAUUUGGUCAUAUAGUAUAUAUUUUUACAACGUUUUAGGGUGGGCGGUUGUGAUGUAGAAAAGCAAAGAGACACAGAAUCAUAUGGCCAUUUUUCGCUUGCUUGGUGAGACUGCGCACACAAUCUAGUGAUAAUGUGUACAGUCUCCUCUCCAGUCUCCCGAUUCCCUGUGGACAGGAGACAGAAUCCAAUCCGAGUUGGUAUCACUCAUGCGUCAUCAAGGCGAACGGCAUGUGCCUGCAUUGAAGUCUGAUUUUUCUUUGUGACGUAUGUGACUUUAUAAAGCUUGCCUAUUUUACACAGUGUUUACAAAGAUGUACGUUGUGGUAAAAAUCAAUAAACUACAAAAAAACAUACUGUAUAAAUUUUAAUUUCAGAGGUUAAAAAAAAGUUAUAAUAAUACCCAGCAUCCCUUUUGUGUGUCCUCAGAAGUGUGUGCUUUCAUUGGACAAUACUGAACCCUUGCAACAAAGACCCAUAUGACUGUCUAUUCCUGACUGCACUUUGCAGUGCCACAACCAAAGGAUCUGGAGUUGUAUUUACAUGCAUUCAUAAAAGAGGUCACUGGUUUUGUGGAUGUGCGGUGUACAUUUACGAAACAAAGAGCCAAGCAACUGUGCUGUAAAAUCAAUGCAGGACACGGACACACAUCAAAUCAAACAAACCUACCUGUGUAGAUAUAACUGAUUCAAGACCGUCAAAAUAAAGUAACUGUAACACUCAGUAGCAGAUGUGUUUGUACCUAUCAUGUGCCUUAACCUUUUCCAUGGUAGAUAAAGAUAAGUGUUUUAUAUAACUUUAUUCCUCCCCCUAUCAACUGUCAUCUCUCCAUCCUGUCUGUUCACCUCUCCCCUGUUUUCCUCCUGUGUCCCCCUCCCUCCCUUUUUCCUCCACUCCACUCACUCAUUCAUUCAUCCUGCACCCCCAUCCCACCCCACUGUCCCCACAACCCCGAGUAGUUUAGACUGUUGGUGGGUUUCUGCCUUGUAUUACGUUGUAUUAUAAACUUUUAAAAAGAUAGUCAUUUGGAAAAUGGUUUUGAUUUCCUAGAGGAGUAAAGUUGUUAAUGCUUUCGUAGCGAGCAGAAGCGAUGCCACAGUGACAGAAUGUAUUAUGUUAAUUUUACUAAUACCCUACCCAGAGGCAAAUAUUACGCUUGUUAAACAUAACGGAAAAAUACUGGUUUGUAGAGUAUAAGUUUGGUGUGUUUUCAAUAAAUCAUGCCUGGAAAGAA
Messenger RNA from Dicentrarchus labrax (European seabass), 6772 nucleotides. RefSeq names its product ARVCF delta catenin family member b (gene arvcfb). The record is from RefSeq and is a predicted model, not a curated record. Gene Ontology annotation, molecular function: cadherin binding. The transcript has 23 exons. Gene Ontology annotation, biological process: cell-cell junction assembly; cell-cell adhesion. Gene Ontology annotation, cellular component: plasma membrane; nucleus; cytoplasm. NCBI's taxonomy places the organism in Eukaryota, Metazoa, Chordata, Actinopteri, Moronidae. Bases 686 to 3691 code for a protein of 1001 amino acids.